Messenger RNA from Ictalurus furcatus (blue catfish), 3210 nucleotides. RefSeq lists its product as uncharacterized. NCBI's taxonomy places the organism in Eukaryota, Metazoa, Chordata, Actinopteri, Siluriformes, Ictaluridae. The transcript is spliced from 6 exons. The coding region runs from base 236 to 904 and encodes 222 amino acids. The record is from RefSeq and is a predicted model, not a curated record.
UAUAUAAUAUAUAUAUAUAGUGUGUGUGUGUGUCUGUGUGUGUGUGCGUGAGAAAGCAUGUGACUGAUGAGAGCAUUCAGGAGGGAGGAAGCCCUCCACUAUUAAACUGCCAGAAUACCUCGCACAAGUUUCCACUGACCUGAAUUGCGCAUCUAUAACCAUGCCAAAGCAAAUACAGUUUUAAAAGAGAUAAUUAAAAGAGAGUGUUGCUUGGAAAAUUUCUGAAGCCAGCAGGAUGAGUAAUGGCACCAAUAGCACAGCAGCACAAGGCAAAAAUGGGGACAUUUUUAGCACAGUGCUGUUACUGUAUUGUGUUAUUUUGCUUCUUACCAUCAUAACCUUUCUUCUACUGAUCAUAUUGCUCAAAAAGUACUGCAAAAUGUGCAAAGAUUCCAGGCCUGACUCAAACAUUGAAGGAGGCACUUUUCGCAUGAGUGAUCUCAAAUGUAACUCAGACCUUGAUAAUCCUAAUAACGACAUCAUCAGUCAAUCAAACAACUUACAAAACUAUACUGCAUGCGAUGAUGAUUCAUCCUCUACUAGCUCCGAGAGCUUGUGUCAUUCAUAUGGAGAUAAACACAAUGACAAUAACCAGCAAUAUAUGAGUUUGAAAACCACCCUUCAAAGUGCAGAUUAUGAAAAUAUUCCUGAAGGAAAAUCCACCAGCGCACUAGAUUAUGAAAAUAAGAAGGCAAAGAAAAACCGAGACUAUGUAAAUGUAGAAGAACAACAGAAUAUGCCUUUAACUAAGGGCAGAAGAAGCAAAACUGACAGGCAUCAAGAAGACCAGGAUGAGAGUCAAACCAGCAGUGAGAGCAGCAGCGACGAGAGCGACGACCAGUCUAUAAAUUACAGCAUGGUUGUCUUUAAAGAAGCCACAAAUACAGUCAAAAGAGAGCACUGAAGCUGCUUUUCUGCUUCAGGAUAUUUUUAAUAAUAUUUCAUUUGCUUUUUAUUUUGUUUACUGCAUUCUGUCAGUGGUGCAGUCAAUAAUCAUAUACUAGCUCAAUCAUGACUUAACAACAUGCUCUAAAAUGACUGCUUUUAUUUUCAGUGCUGGUUUCAUUUGUCAGGUGCUUUUGAAUGUGAGGUAUAAUGUGCAUUUUCACCAUAUAUGGUAAAAGAGACCUAAUUUUAGGUACAAGACCUGCAUUAUGUUUUUGAUCUGAUAAAUGUAGUCUGUGGUACUGAUUGUAAUCAUAAUAUCCUGUAAAGCAGGAACCACCGCGUGCAGCUAAGCAGGGUGGCAAGAUGAAAGGCUUAUUUUCAGUUUCUGUAUUUCUGUGUGCUAGUAAUUAGUCUAUUUCAUAUACUUUGAGUUUUUUCUAUGCAAACAUUACAGUUUUAUUCAGUCAAGCUUGUUAUUGUUAUAAAAUGCUGAACUUGUACUUAUACGUUUUUUUUAUUAUUGUGUUAUUGUACCAGUUUAGUUUCAGUUAUUUUUAGGGUAGUGUAUUGGAGUAUUCAUCUAUAAGUACAAUUGGAUUUCUUUGGAUUUUUGAUUUGAGGAUUAAUCUUUUAUUGUCACAGGUCUUAUGUUUAAUUUCUAAUCUCUGGAAAACACCUAUUUUUUUUCAUACUGAAUUCUACAUACAAAAAAUACAAAAAAUAUCUUCCAAUAUUUUUAUUUUUAUAUUUUAUAUAUAUUGUUUUAUUUUAUAAUAGUUAUAUGGAAUUUUAUUCACAUUAAUUACUAAUUUAGUUUUGUUUCACAAUUGGCAUAAAGUUUGUGGCCCUGCGAUGGGUUGUCACCCCGUCCAGGGUGUCCCCCCUGAGUUCCCUGGGAUAGGCUCCAGGCUCACUUGUGACCUGGGUAAGCGAUAUGGAAAAUGGAUAGAUGGAUAGAUGAAUAAAAAAAUGUUUGUUCUACAUUAUUGUAUUAGUAAGAAGAAAAAAUGUUUGGAUUUGCAAAUAUAUAUAUAAAUUAUAACUGUAUAUUAGUAAAUAACACAAUAUGUUAAAUAAUAGACAACUUUUCAGACAAACAGACACUUUGAACCAAGUGUGUUUUUUUGUACAGAAUGGGAGUACAGAAUGUGUCAGAGCAGUAUGAGAAAAAAGGGGGCUCUAUCAUCCUAUUAUCAUGUUGUGUUGCUUUCUGUAGUGGUUUGAUUUUUUUUUUUUCAUCGCAGAAGACCACAUGUUAGCGUAGGAGGCCAGAGAGUUACUGCUGCUAGAUAAUUAAGUGCUCUUUGUUUUUUUAAAAGAAAUGUACUAGUUUAUAUAUUUUAAGUAUUUUGUUGUUUAGUUUGACCAUUUGUUGUACAUGUUUUACAUUAACCUGUGACUCUGAGAUUCUAAUGUACAGUCAUGUCAAAAAAUAAGUACACUCCAUCUAAAUUGUUGGCUUUUUGGACAUAUUUGGACAAGCAAACUUUUCAUCAUUUUUGAAACAGUGCCUAUUAAUAAAGUUUAUAUACUUGAACAAAACCACAAGGAAAAUUAACUUUUUCAAUCCUUUAUUCAACAGAAAUAUCAAUUCUACUUUGGAAUAGUAAGUACACCCUUGGCCUCAGAAGUUUGUAUUGCCCCCUUUAGCAGAAAUAACUUCUUGUAGGCAUUUUGCAUAACUGUCCACCAGGCUUGCUGGAAUUUUUGACCAUUCUCUCAAUGCAAUAUUCUUUCAGUUGCAAGGUGUUUGAGGGUUUUCUUGCAUGUACUGCCCAUUUCAAAUCCCCUCACAACAUUUAAUUGGCAUUCAAAGCUGAGUUUUGCCUAGGCCAUUCCAUAACCCUCUGAGUCAUUCCUUGGUGGAUUUGUUAGUGUGUUAGGAUCAUUAUCCUGUUGGAAGGUCCACUUUUGGACAGAUGGCCUCACAUUAUCUUCAAGCAUUCUUUGAUGUGAUGCAGAAUUCAUAGUUGAAUCAAUGAAUGCAAGCUGUUUAGUCCCUGAGGCAGCAAAGCAAUGCCAAACCAGAACAUUUCAUGGCAUGAGGCGCUUCUACUGAAGAGCUGUCUUUGCUCACCGCCAAACAUGUCUGCCGUCACUGUGGCCAAACAACUCUAUCUUUGAGUCGUCUGUCCAGAGCACAUUAUUCCAAAAGGCAUAGUCAUUGCCUAUAUGCUCAGUGGCAAACUGUAGUCUUGCAAAGGCUUUUUCCUGGCACGCCUUCCAUGUAGGUCAAAUUUCUGCAAUCUCUUUAUGAUUGUAGACGCAUGCACUUUGACACCAACAGUUGCAAGACUUACUUGCAUAUUCUGUGAUGAAAUU